Molecule: messenger RNA, 1440 nt
Organism: Orycteropus afer afer
Lineage: Eukaryota; Metazoa; Chordata; Mammalia; Tubulidentata; Orycteropodidae
Source: RefSeq, a predicted model, not a curated record
AUGAGGUCCCCGGUCCGCAGCCUGGCCCCAAACGACGGCGAUGAGGGCGCAGACAGCACGCCCCUCUUGCAGGGCUCCCCGCGGGCCGAAGCCGCUCCGGUAUGCUGCUCUGCUCGUUACAACUUAGCCAUCUUGGCCUUUUUUGGUUUCUUCAUUGUCUAUGCAUUACGUGUGAACCUGAGUGUUGCAUUAGUGGAUAUGAUAGUUUCGAACACAACCUUAGCAGAGAACAGCACUUCCAGCGAAUGUCCAGAGCAUUCUGUCCCCCAAAAAAUUCUUCAUAAUCAAACGGGUAAAAAGUACCAAUGGGAUGCAGAAACUCAAGGAUGGAUUCUUGGCUCUUUUUUUUAUGGCUACAUCAUCACACAGAUUCCUGGAGGGUAUAUUGCCAGCAAAGUUGGCGGUAAACUGCUGCUAGGAUUUGGGAUCCUUGGUACUGCUGUCUUCACCCUGUUUACCCCGCUUGCUGCAGAUUUAGGAGUUGGAUAUCUCAUUGCUGUCAGAACUCUGGAAGGAUUAGGAGAGAUCUUUGGUGUGAAUGUGAACCAAAAAUUAACAUUAGAAGGAGCACAGCUUGGAACAGUAAUUUCUCUUCCUCUUUCUGGAAUAAUUUGCUUUUAUAUGGAUUGGACUUAUGUUUUCUACCUUUUUGGUAUAAUUGGAAUAUUUUGGUUUAUUUUAUGGAUCUGGUUAGUGAGCAAUACACCAGAAACUCACAGAACAAUCUCCCGUUCUGAAAAGGAAUACAUUCUUUCAUCGUUAAAAAAUCAGCUUUCUUCACAGAAGUCAGUGCCAUGGAUACCCAUGCUAAAAUCACUGCCACUUUGGGCUAUUGUAGUUGCACAUUUUUCAUACAACUGGACUUUUUAUACCUUAUUGACAUUAUUGCCUACUUACAUGAAGGAGAUCCUAAGGUUCAAUGUUCAAGAGAAUGGGUUUUUAUCUGCAGUGCCUUACUUUGGCUGUUGGUUAUGUAUGAUACUUUCUGGUCAAGCAGCUGACAAUUUAAGAGCAAAAUGGAAUUUUUCAACUAUAUGUGUCCGCAGAAUUUUUAGCCUUGUGGGAAUGAUUGGACCUGCAGUAUUCCUGGUAGCUGCUGGAUUUAUUGGUUGUGAUUAUUCCUUGGCUGUUGUGUUUCUGACCAUAUCCACAACACUGGGAGGCUUUGGCUCGUCUGGAUUCAGCAUCAACCACCUGGAUAUUGCUCCUUCGUAUGCUGGUAUCCUCCUGGGCAUCACAAAUACAUUUGCCACUAUUCCAGGAAUGAUUGGACCUGUCAUUGCUAAAAGUCUGACUCCAAAUAACACUAUUAGAGAAUGGCAAACUGUGUUUUAUAUCGCUGCUGCUAUUAAUGUAUUUGGUGCAAUGUUCUUUAUGCUGUUCGGCAAAGGUGAAGUGCAAACCUGGGCUCUCAGUGAUUACCAUGGACACCGGAACUGA